Tetranychus urticae (two-spotted spider mite) is the source of this 1097-nucleotide messenger RNA. The record is from RefSeq and is a predicted model, not a curated record. NCBI's taxonomy places the organism in Eukaryota, Metazoa, Arthropoda, Arachnida, Trombidiformes, Tetranychidae.
AUUGUUUCUACCUGUAAUUCAAAUAAAUGUCAGUAAUAGAUUAAGAUAAUUAGUUUAAUUUACCUUCUCUCCAGGUUCUGAAAAAUUAGAUAAUCCCAUAGAUGGCGAGUGUGAAGAUUGCCUAACAACUGCAGAGUGAUCGGAUACUACAAAGUUUCUGGUGUGAGAGCAAAGAUUUAUAGCUAUAUAUACUCGUUGAGUGAGGGGCUUUUUCCCCUUCUUCGCGCAGAGACACUGUUUGGUUUUGUUUUAUUCAGUGUUACUCUUUUAGGCAGAUAAGGCUUCACCCCUUGCACCGAAAACGUUCCGAUCUCUCUAUACUUCUGUGUUAUAAAACAAAAUCACCAGAUUCAAGGAAACACUGUAGUUUCGCCUUAAGUUUAUUUACAAUGUCGAUUAAUGAACUUCCAGAUGAUUGUUUGCUCACCAUUUUUGAUUAUUUGAAUAAUUUCAUUGAUUUAGCAAACUGCGAUAAAGUGUGUAUCAAAUGGAGUCAUUUAAUUGCUGAGCGAACCAAGAAAGUUAAAUAUUUGAUGGAACUUUGCCCGGGCCAUGAUUGCCAUUACUAUCGAGCAUUAAAAAAUGUUGACGGAACUCAUUUAAGCACAUUAUUUCCAGAUUUAAUGAUUUCUUAUAAUCUUGAGGAGAAAGAAAAACGCAAAGAUAAUUUUGCAUUGGGCAGAAAUCGAGAAUCUUGGCAAGGAUCAUUCGACACAUUUUAAGGACCAAUAGAAAAAUAUCGUUUUCAACUCAAAAUGGUAUCCUUCGAUUUAUUUGGGCCAAGCAUUCAACAUGGUUCCAGGAUAAAACAAUUGUUCCAAGUGGCAAGGUUAGAUCUAUUCAAAAAAGACGCGCAUUGUUUCCCAAAUCUUGAAAGAUUAAAUAUGCAAAACGUUGAAUCUCACUGCUACGAUGGUCCAGUAUUGGAAAAGCUUAAAAUAGCUGAAUUUCGCCUCAGGAGUAUAUUUCGAAACGCAGUUUGUUAUGAUUUCCAGUUCAUUGAUUCAUGUCCAAAUUUACAAAGUGCACAUAUUACCGUGGAAACUAAUCGCUUCUUUUUUGAUGGAACAUUAAAGCACGAAAGUUUGCAAGAUUUU